This is a messenger RNA of Striga hermonthica, 1557 nucleotides long. Lineage: Eukaryota; Viridiplantae; Streptophyta; Magnoliopsida; Lamiales; Orobanchaceae. The record is from the annotation of a GenBank genome assembly.
AUGUCAUACCAAACAUACCCUAUAUACUCACCACGUUCUUCACAGGCACCCGUCGUCUCCAUCUCGUUCAAAGGCCAUCAACAAAGGUUCAAUAUGGGUGCAGAAAACCACAUUGAGAUUGAGGCUGGAACUCUGGAAAUUGGAAUGGAAUAUAGAACUGUGUCUGGAGUUGCUGGACCUCUGGUUAUUCUUGACAAGGUCAAGGGACCCAAGUACAUGGAAAUUGUGAACAUUCGCCUCGGAGAUGGUACGACCCGGCGUGGGCAAGUGUUGGAGGUUGAUGGAGAUAAGGCUGUUGUUCAGGUUUUUGAAGGAACUUCUGGAAUUGACAACAAAUAUACAACCGUCCAGUUUACUGGAGAGGUUCUGAAAACACCCGUCUCAUUGGAUAUGCUGGGUCGAAUUUUUAAUGGUUCUGGGAAGCCCAUUGAUAACGGCCCCCCUAUUCUUCCCGAGGCUUACUUGGAUAUAUCUGGAAGUUCAAUCAAUCCUAGUGAGAGAACAUAUCCUGAAGAGAUGAUACAGACUGGAAUCUCAACUAUCGAUGUCAUGAACUCAGUUGCCCGAGGACAGAAAAUUCCUCUUUUCUCUGCUGCUGGUCUUCCACACAAUGAAAUAGCUGCUCAAAUAUGUCGUCAGGCUGGUUUGGUCAAACGACUUGAGAAAUCUGACAACCUUCUUGAGGAUGGUGAAGAAGAUGAUUUUGCCAUUGUUUUUGCGGCUAUGGGAGUUAACAUGGAGACAGCUCAGUUCUUCAAGCGCGAUUUUGAGGAAAAUGGAUCAAUGGAGAGGGUUACCCUUUUCCUCAAUUUGGCCAAUGACCCAACAAUAGAACGCAUCAUUACACCUCGCAUUGCCCUAACAACAGCUGAAUAUUUAGCAUACGAAUGUGGGAAGCAUGUUCUUGUCAUAUUGACAGACAUGAGUUCUUAUGCCGAUGCUCUUCGUGAGGUCUCUGCUGCUCGAGAGGAAGUGCCUGGAAGACGUGGAUAUCCUGGUUACAUGUAUACUGAUCUGGCAACUAUAUAUGAAAGAGCUGGACGUAUUGAAGGACGAAAGGGCUCCAUUACACAAAUUCCCAUUUUAACCAUGCCCAAUGAUGAUAUUACGCACCCAACUCCAGAUCUUACUGGUUAUAUUACUGAGGGGCAGAUUUACAUUGAUAGACAACUUCAUAAUAGACAGAUAUACCCUCCGAUCAAUGUGCUGCCGUCAUUGUCUCGUCUAAUGAAGAGUGCAAUUGGUGAGGGCAUGACCCGUAGGGAUCACUCUGACGUGUCCAACCAGCUAUACGCGAACUAUGCCAUUGGGAAGGAUGUUCAGGCAAUGAAAGCCGUGGUCGGAGAAGAAGCCCUUUCCUCCGAAGAUCUGCUAUACCUCGAGUUCCUCGACAAAUUCGAGAGGAAAUUCGUCACACAGGGAGCCUACGACACACGCAACAUUUUCCAGUCUCUCGACUUGGCGUGGACACUGCUCAGGAUCUUCCCCCGGGAACUUCUUCAUCGUAUUCCAGCAAAGACACUCGAUCAGUACUACAGCAGGGACACAUCUAAUUAA